Trypanosoma brucei brucei TREU927 is the source of this 456-nucleotide messenger RNA. RefSeq lists its product as hypothetical. The record is from RefSeq and is a predicted model, not a curated record. Lineage: Eukaryota; Euglenozoa; Kinetoplastea; Trypanosomatida; Trypanosomatidae. Bases 1 to 456 code for a protein of 151 amino acids. The transcript has a single exon.
AUGAGUACGAUGGAUGUCCCGGGCACCGCCAUUGAGCAGUAUUUCAACCAGCUCAUCCAGAUGAGGCUUCUCACACAGGUGAUUGUAUCAGAUACUCGGGGUGAUACGACUGUUGCGUGUCUCAUGGGUUUGGAACAUGGAGGAGACGCUGUUGUUUCGUCAUCUGAAGAUACGUACGGCGUAGCAGAGUCGAUAAUGGAAAGCAACGUCGCCCUUAGUGGUGCUCGAUGCUUUCAGAAUUUAGACCAACUGAACCUGGGUGUGCCACUCUAUGUAAGCUUUCAGUAUCACGAUGAUGUCGUUGUGCAGACGCUCGAUGGGUGCUGUAUGCUGACUCUCAUCGGUAGCCGGUCCCAAGGACAUUUUGUAGGUGGCCUACUAACACUUCUCGAUCAAAUACGUUCGUGCGAGGCAUAUCAAGAGCUACUAACACAAACUCAACUAUGCUUUAGGUGA